This is a messenger RNA of Drosophila albomicans, 1727 nucleotides long. It is a transcript of the gene Aldh7A1, whose product is annotated as putative aldehyde dehydrogenase family 7 member A1 homolog. Bases 111 to 1727 code for a protein of 538 amino acids. The record is from RefSeq and is a predicted model, not a curated record. The transcript has 2 exons. Gene Ontology annotation, molecular function: aldehyde dehydrogenase (NAD+) activity. Lineage: Eukaryota; Metazoa; Arthropoda; Insecta; Diptera; Drosophilidae.
GUCUGGAGUGGGAGCGUUUUCACAGAGCGAACUCAGUUGACAAUCGAGCGGCGUGAGGAGCAGAACAACAAACAGUGAACUGAGAACUUAAGUGGACAACAAAAGUAAACAUGAUCGCGCACUUGAGACACUUGACCAGGCGGCUGCCCUUGCAGCGUGGCAUGUUGCAGCAACAACAGCGCAGCGCCAGCUACCUCAUCGAUCAGCCCGAGUACAGUUUCCUUAAGGAUCUCGGACUCGAACGCGACAAUCCCGGCGUUUUUGCUGGCCAGUGGCAGGGCCGGGGACAGAGCAUCACCAGCUACGAUCCAGGCACUGGCCAAGCCAUUGCCACAGUACGUCAGGGCAACGUGCAGGAGCUCCACAAUGCCGUCGGCUGGACCGUCGAGGCCUACAAACAUUGGCGUCAGGUGCCGGCGCCCGUGCGUGGCGAGAUUGUGCGUCAAAUUGGCGACGAGCUGCGCAAAUACAAAGAGCCACUGGGCAAACUCGUCUCCCUCGAGGUGGGCAAGAUCUACAGCGAGGGUCAGGGUGAGGUGCAGGAAUUCAUCGACAUCUGUGACUACGCUGUGGGCUUGUCUCGCAUCUAUGCCGGCCAGCUGAUCAAUUCGGAGCGUGCCCAACACACCAUCCUCGAGGCGUGGCGUCCACUCGGACUCGUUGGCGUCAUCUCUGCCUACAACUUUCCCAAUGCUGUGUUUGGCUGGAACGCAGCCAUCGCAUUGACCACCGGCAACACAGUGCUGUGGAAGGGAGCACCAAGCACACCGCUCGUCUCAGUGGCCACUACCAAGAUUGUGGCCGAGGUGCUGCGUCGCAACAAUCUGCCUCCUAUCGUGAGUCUCUGCCAAGGUGGCACCGAUGUGGGUGCUGCGCUGGUGGCCGACAAACGUGUCAAUCUCGUCAGCUUCACGGGCAGCUGUCAGACCGGUCGCGAUGUCGGCGUCGAGGUGCAGCGUCGCUUUGGCAAAGUCAUCCUCGAGCUGGGUGGCAACAAUGCGCUGGUCAUUGAUGAAUCGGCCAACGUGAAGAUGGCUUUGGAUGCGGCGCUCUUUGGCUGCAUUGGCACCAGUGGACAACGUUGCACGACCACGCGGCGCAUCAUUGUACACGAGAAGCUUCACGACAGCUUCGUGGAAGCGUUGACGGAGAAGUACGCACAGCUAUUGCCACGCAUUGGCCACCAACUGGAGGUGGACACACUGGUGGGACCCGUGCACUCCAAGCAGAACGUGGACAGCUACAAGGCAACCAUUGAUGAGGCCAAACUGUUGGGCGGCAAGGUGGCCUUUGGCGGACGUGUUGUGCAGCGUCCUGGCCACUAUGUGGAGCCCACCAUCAUCACGGGACUGGCGCACGAUGCCAGCGUUGUGCAUCGCGAGACAUUUGCACCUAUCGUCUAUGUGCUGAAGGCGCGCAGCGUCAACGAGGCCAUCGCCUGGAACAAUGAGGUCGAACAGGGCUUGUCCUCGGCCCUCUUCACCGAGAACAUGACACAGGCAUUCAAAUGGAUUGGUGCCCAGGGCUCCGAUUGUGGCAUCGUGAACAUCAAUACGACGACAAACGGUGCUGAAAUUGGCGGCGCCUUUGGCGGAGAAAAGGCCACCGGAGGUGGUCGCGAAUCUGGUUCGGAUGCCUGGAAACAGUACUGCAAGCGAGCGACCAUCACACUGAAUCAUUCUGGAGAAUUGGCUUGCGCUCAAGGCGUUGUCUUUAAUGUAGAGUAA